CCGUGAUGACACUUCAAUAUAUGAACGGAGAACUUCUUCUAUGGACACCAACGACAAUCAGGAGAGGAGCAAUCACCAACACCACUCCAAUCAUCAAAUCCAUAGGCUGGAAGAGUACUUUAAUGAAUGUCCGCAUCCAGACAAUUUGCAGAGAGGUCGGUUGGCGGAAGAGCUGAAUUUGGAACCAAAACAAAUCAAAUUUUGGUUUCAAAACAAAAGAACCCAAGUUAAGAUUCGAAAUGAAAAAGCAGAGAACGCAGAGCUUAGAAUAGAUAACCUGAAAAUGAAAUGUGAAAACGAAGCAAUGGAAGAGGCCCUGAAGACUGUGGUUUGCCCUCCAUGUGGUGGUCGUCACCCUGGGAGAGAAGAGCAAUUACGUUAUAUCCAAAAAUUGCGUGCAGAGAAUGCUUUUCUCGAAAAAGAGCGUGAAAGACUCUCAAGUUACGUAAGCCAGCACAGAGGUCACUCAGUACCUCGCUUUGAUGGUCCAUCAACCUCCAAUAAUCGUCCUGCUUCAUAUGGAACCUCUUCCAACACCCCACCACCUAAGCCGCAAAAUUCGGUACUGUUGCAGCAUUUGCAACCGCUAUCUCAACCGGAGAAAAUUGUAAUGUUUGAAAUGGCGGCAAAAGCGGUGGCAGAGGUUAUGAGUCUCAUUAAAAUGGAAGAAUCAAUGUGGAUUAAAUCGUCUAUUGAUGGUAGGCUCGUCAUUGAUCCAGGGAACUAUGAGAAAAUAUCUACUAAGAUUAACCAUUUUAAGAGCACAAGUGUUCGUCCUGAGUCUUCUAAGGAAGUGGUGGAGGUUCAAAUGGAUGUAACAAACUUGGUCGACAUGUUCUUUGAUACAGAGAAAUGGGCGAGGCUUUUCCCAACAAUUGUGAACGAAGCUAAAACGCUUCACGUGUUGGAUUCCAUCGACCAUGGAAGACAAACUUUCUCAAAAGUGAUAUACGAGCAAGAACACAUAUUGUCGCCCUUGGUGCCACCUAGACAGUUUAUAAUCCUAAGAAGUUGCCAACAAAUAGAAGAAGAUCUCUGGUUGAUAGCUGACGUUUCCUGUCAUCUCCCAAACGUUGAGUUGGAUUUUACGGCUCAGCUUUGCACUAAACGUCCCUCCGGUGUUCUCAUACAAGCCUUGCCCCAUGGUCGCUCUAAGGUGACGUGGAUAGAGCAUGUGGAAGUGAAUGAUAAUGUGCGGCCACAUAGGCUUUACAAAGAUCUCUUAUACAGCGGCUUAGGCUACGGAGCUCGACGUUGGACUGUUACUCUUGAGAGGAUGUGUGAGAGGCUGUCUCUCUACUCCAUGUCUGACUUCCCAUCCACUGACCACGCCGGAGUAGUGAAAACAAUAGAAGGCAGAAGGAGCGUAAUGAAUUUGGGAGAAAGAAUGUUGAAGAACUUUGCAUGGAUAAUGAAAAGGUCUGACAAACACGAUUUCUCGCAACAGUGUGAUACUAACAGCGGAGUUAGGAUUUCGGUGCGGACAAACAUAGAGGCCGGUCAACCGACAGGUCUCAUUGUCUGCGCCAGUUCAUCUUUAUAUCUCCCUCUUACUCCUCUCAGAGUGUACGAUUUCCUUAGCAACCUGGAGGUUCGUCACCAGUGGGACGUUCUCUGCCAUGGGAAUCCAGCGACUGAGGCUGCUCGUUUUGUCACCGGCUCGGACCAAAAGAACAACGUGACUUUUCUCAAGCCGUCAAGUGGAGGGGAUAAUAGUGAGUUGAUGAUACUACAAGAUGGCUUCAUAGAUGCAUUAGGAGGUAUGUUUGUGUACGCUCCAGUGGAUCUAAACACAGCAUACUCAGCCAUUUCAGGCCAAGUUGAUCCUUCCAGCAUUCCUGUCCUCCCGUCCGGUUUCAUCAUCUCCCGUGACAGCCGUCCUUCUGUGGGUGAGCUUGACACUGGACGCAUGACACUCCUCACCGUGGCUUUCCAAAUUCUUGUCUCUGGUUCAAGUCACUCUAUAGAUCUCAACGUGGAAGAUUCUGCCACCACAGUCCAUAUCUUGAUUAGCUCCACCGUUCAAAGGGUCAAAGCAAUGCUUAACUGCGAAUGAUGCAUGGUCAGUGUGAGUUUGGUUAAGUGACCACUUUCCAAA
This is a messenger RNA of Camelina sativa (false flax), 2098 nucleotides long. RefSeq names its product homeobox-leucine zipper protein HDG10-like. Gene Ontology annotation, biological process: regulation of DNA-templated transcription. The record is from RefSeq and is a predicted model, not a curated record. NCBI's taxonomy places the organism in Eukaryota, Viridiplantae, Streptophyta, Magnoliopsida, Brassicales, Brassicaceae. Gene Ontology annotation, molecular function: lipid binding; DNA-binding transcription factor activity, RNA polymerase II-specific; DNA binding.